AUGAUAAUAGUUGCUGGGUCGUUUGUCUUAACACCAGCUACGGCUCUGAGAUAUGAGCGAUACGACCGCAAAGUCAAGCAGCUAAAUCAAGAGGAGGCGAUGAGCUUAGGUCUCAAGGGCCCGGAUGGAGAAGAGGGUAUCAAGAGAAAUCCUCGGAGGAGAAUUAUCGGAGACGAAAGAGAGGAAUAUUAUAGGCUCAUGGCCAAGGAUCUGGAUGACUGGGAGCAGAAGCGGGUAAAGAGAUUCAAGGGCGAGCCCGAUGGGAAACUAUAA
Molecule: messenger RNA, 273 nt
Organism: Aspergillus tanneri
Lineage: Eukaryota; Fungi; Ascomycota; Eurotiomycetes; Eurotiales; Aspergillaceae
Gene: COX16
Product: cytochrome c oxidase assembly protein COX16
Exons: 2
Coding region: 1-273 (90 amino acids)
Biological process (GO): mitochondrial respiratory chain complex IV assembly
Cellular component (GO): mitochondrial inner membrane
Source: RefSeq, a predicted model, not a curated record